This is a messenger RNA of Penicillium manginii, 1614 nucleotides long. Its product is annotated as nucleobase cation symporter-1 family protein. Gene Ontology annotation, cellular component: plasma membrane. The transcript is spliced from 7 exons. Gene Ontology annotation, biological process: nucleobase transport; transmembrane transport. Gene Ontology annotation, molecular function: nucleobase transmembrane transporter activity. The coding region runs from base 1 to 1614 and encodes 537 amino acids. The record is from RefSeq and is a predicted model, not a curated record. NCBI's taxonomy places the organism in Eukaryota, Fungi, Ascomycota, Eurotiomycetes, Eurotiales, Aspergillaceae.
AUGGGUCGGUUCAAGAAGGUGAUAGAAAAGAUCCAAGCCCCCACCGAGCCUGGGCUUUCAACAGCCCAGCUCAUGUUGGUAAAUGACGACCUUCGGCCAGUCGAUCCAGAUCGCCGUCAAUGGAGAUGGCUCAAUUUCGUUGCCUUUUGGAUCGCAGAUUCAUUGAACGUCAAUACCUGGAUGAUUUCGUCCUCCAUGAUAGUCGAUGGCCUAUCCUGGUGGCAAUCGUGGCUAUGUGUCUGGAUUGGGUAUACUAUCGCUGGUCUUUUUGUCUGCCUAAUUGGCCGAAUCGGCGCGAUUUACCGUAUCCCAUUUGCGGUAGCGAAUCGUGCAUCCUUCGGAAUUUGGGGUUCUUUCUGGCCGAUCCUCAAUCGUGCGUCGAUGGCGGUUAUAUGGUAUGGCGUCCAGACAUAUCUUGGAGGUGAAUGUGUCACAUUGAUGAUUCGAUCAAUCUGGCCCAGCUACAAUAAUCUACCAAAUACUAUCCCUGCAGGUGCUGGUGUCACUACUCAGCAGUUCGUGAGCUUUUUCUUAUUCUGGCUAUUCUCACUCCCUGCUCUAUGGUUUCCGAUCUACAAGAUCCGACAUCUCUUCACCGUGAAGGCAUAUUUCUCCCCUGCCUGCGCCAUUGCGUUCUUCGGAUGGGCUAUUGCUCGUGCACAUGGUCUGGGCCCAAUUAUCACCCAGCCUAAUACUGUACAGGGUAGCACUCUCGCAUGGGUGUUUAUCAAAAGUAUUAUGAAUUGUAUCGCCAACUUCGCUGCACUUGUGAUAAAUAACCCUGACUUUGCACGCUACGCUCGAAAACCACAAGAUGCUCUGUUGCCGCAGCUUAUAACAAUUCCGGUCGGCUUUGCUAUAACAUCAUUUAUCGGCAUCAUCGUCUCCUCUUCGUCAACGGUUAUCUUUAAUCAGCCUGUCUGGAAUCCCUUAACUUUGUUAGGGAUGUUCCUAGAAAACGCGACCUCAGCUGAACGUUUUGGUAUCUUCGUUAUUUCUAGUGGCUUUGCCUUGGCUCAGUUAGGAACGAAUAUCGCCGCUAACUCGGUAUCUGCGGGUACAAAUUUGACUGCGCUCCUCCCUCGCUUUUGCACAAUUCGAAGAGGCGGCUAUUUCUGCGCUGCUAUUGGCCUGGCCAUGUGUCCUUGGACUCUGGUUGCAUCUUCGAACAACUUCACUAUUUACCUCUCUGCCUAUUCUGUGUUUUUAUCAUCUAUCGCCGGAGUGAUGAGCAGCGACUAUUAUUUAGUGCGCAAAGGCUAUCUCGAUAUCGAGAAGCUAUACAGUGCACAGAAAGAGGGCCCUUACUACGGUAUUUACGGAGUUUCGUGGCAUGGUUAUGCCGCCUACUUCUGUGGGAUCUUGAUCAACAUCGUUGGGUUUGCAGGCGCCGUUGGUGCAAAGGUUCCUGCAGGUGCUGCAUAUAUCUAUAAUCUCAACUACUUCACUGGAUUCCUAGUCGCCGGGGGAGUCUACUGGAUAUUAGCCAUCCUGUGGCCUCUCCCAUUGACUAGCAAGUCUUGGAACGAAGUCCCUUAUGAAGUGUCGCCUCUAUCUGAUUUGGAGAUGAAGAAAGAGGGACUGGAAGGAGCGGAACACAUGGAGCAUGUAUAA